UUCAGGGAACGAAGAGUUGAAUCAUUUAACAUGAAUAAGGUAAAUGAGAGCAUCCCAUGGGAGUUCGUCCUGUUAGGUUUCUCAGAUCGACCAUGGCUAGAGUUUCUGCUCUUUGUGGUGUUCCUGGUUUCCUAUAUUUUGACAAUCUUUGGCAAUUUGGCCAUAAUUCUUGUGGCACAUCUGGACCCCAAACUCCAUACCCCCAUGUAUUUCUUUCUCACCAAUCUAUCUUUCCUGGACCUUUGCUACACCACAACUAUAAUUCCACAAAUGCUGGUAAACUUAUGCAACACCAGGAAGGUAAUAAGUUAUGGUGGCUGUGUGGUCCAACUUCUCAUUUCUCUGGCCUUGGGUGGCACUGAAUGUAUUCUCCUGGUCAUCAUGUCCUUUGAUAGGUUUGUAGCUAUUUGUCGGCCUCUCCAUUACUCAGUCAUCAUGCACCAAAAGCUCUGCCUCCAGUUGGCAGCUGCAUGCUGGAUUAGUGGCUUUAGCAACUCAGUAUUGCAGUCCACCUUGACCCUUAAGAUGCCACUGUGUGGUCACAAAGUGGAUCAUUUCUUCUGUGAAGUCCCUGCUCUGCUCAAGUUGUCCUGUGUUGAUACAACAGCAAAUGAGGCUGAACUCUUCUUCCUCUGUCUGCCAUUCCUUCUAAUACCUGUGACGCUCAUCCUUAUAUCAUACACUUUCAUUGCCCGAGCAGUGUUGAGAAUACAGUCAGCAGAAGGUCAGCGAAAGGCAUUUGGGAUAUGUGGUUCUCACCUAAUUGUAGUGUCACUUUUUUAUGGCACUGCUCUCUAUAUGUAUCUGCAACCACCAUCCUCUACCUCCAAGGACGGGGGAAAGAUGGCGUCUCUUUUCUAUGGAAUCAUCACACCCAUGUUGAACCCCCUUAUAUACACACUUAGAAACAAAGAUGUAAAGGGAGCUUUCAAGAUGUUGGUUGCAAGUGUGUUCUUAAUGAAGAAACAGUAA
Messenger RNA from Orycteropus afer afer, 972 nucleotides. Its product is annotated as olfactory receptor 2B2-like. Gene Ontology annotation, biological process: G protein-coupled receptor signaling pathway. Gene Ontology annotation, cellular component: membrane. The record is from RefSeq and is a predicted model, not a curated record. Gene Ontology annotation, molecular function: G protein-coupled receptor activity; olfactory receptor activity. Lineage: Eukaryota; Metazoa; Chordata; Mammalia; Tubulidentata; Orycteropodidae.